AUGAUAAAAAAAGACAAGCACGUGAUCACAGAGCCAAUCAACAGCGAUGGCGACACUGUACUUCAUAUAAUGGUUGCGAUCGAUAUCAAUUAUUUUGUCAAUGAGAUGUUAUCAUUAAUCGAAGAUGCAAAAUCAUUACCUGAAAUGAAAAAUAAAAAUGGAAGCACAGCCCUUCACAUUGCUGCAAUGGUUGGCAAUACACGUGCAGCAAAGCUCUUGAUUAAAAAAAACAAAGAUUUGCUGGAAACACAAGACCUUAAACUUGAAAGACCUUUGCAUAAAGCUUUUGAAAAUAUGCAUCUUUCUACCGUUGAAUACUUGUUGAAAGCAGCCAAUGAUGAUCGAAAAACUAAGAAAACGUCUACCCCUUUAGAUAUAAGGAAAGGCAUCAACCUUCUAGUUAAUGCUGUUUCUGCAAAGAAGUAUGAUUUAGCAAAGGAGUUGAUCAAAAACUAUCCUGAAUUUGCUGCAACAGACGAUGAUGUACUGAUGGCAAUAGCUAAGACCUUUCCAAGUGGGCUAGACUAUUGGGAAACACUUAUAUAUCCAAUUGCACCCAUUGGCAAUAUCGAGAAGAAAUACAAGGAACCCCAAGAAGCAGAAGAAGUUCUAAAAUUGGUAUGUAAUGAAAUAAACAAGAAGUUGGAGUUCCCUGAUGCUCAUUCACGCUAUUACACCAAUCCAUUUCUCGAAGCCGCACGUCAAAACGCUUAUCAGGUUGUUAAUGAGAUUUUAAAGAGAUCCCCUAAAUCAAUUCGGUAUACAGAUAAAAGCGGGUAUGACAUCAUACAGUUAUCCGUAAUACACCUUUCAGAAAAGAUCUACGAGCUUAUCUAUGAACUUGGGAGGGCUAGGAAAUUCUAUAAAAUGGUGGAAGAUUCUUCUAAGAACAAUAUGUUACACUUGGUGGGAAGAUUAGCUCCUUGGCAUAAACUAAAGCUUCGCACUGGUGCAGCAUUACAACUACAAAGAGUGCUUCAAUGGCGUGAGAAAGUGAAGAUGAUGGUAUCUCCGGCAUACCAUACUAAAGAAAACAUUUUUAAUGAGACACCGGAUUUGGUAUUCACAAACGAACACAAAAACUUGAUGUCGGAAGCAGAAACGUGGAUGAAAACCGUAGCAGAAUCAUGCAACAUCACUGCAGCGCUGAUUACCACAAUUGUAUUUGCGGCAGCAAUUACAGUACCAGGUGGAAACCAUCAAGAUAAUGGCUUCCCCAUGUUUGCAGGACAGAUUCCCUUCAUGAUCUUUGGUGUAUCGGUUGCAAUCUCACUAUUUGCAUCGAGUACAGCAUUACUAAUGUUCCAGUCCAUCCUCACUGGCCGAUUUUCUGAGCAAGAUUUUCUUGUAAGUUUGCCGAGACGAUUGAUUAUUGGUCUUUGCACCUUAAUGAUAUCAACAACUACCAUGAUGGUGGCCUUCAGCGCAACCUUGUUACUUGUAUUUUGUCAUGGAAAACGUUGGUUGCUUGCUCCGACAUGUGCAUUAGCUUUCCUCCCGAUUGCAUCUUUUAUCACUGUUCAAAUCCCCCUGAUGGUAGAUCUAUUUCGGUCAACAUAUGGGCAGAUCGAGUAUAUCUUUGAAAAGUAUAACCUCGAAAACGGCAUUACAUUUAAUUUGAAUGACAUCCGCCUGUUUUUUAGCGAGUGA
Messenger RNA from Lactuca virosa, 1650 nucleotides. The record is from the annotation of a GenBank genome assembly. Lineage: Eukaryota; Viridiplantae; Streptophyta; Magnoliopsida; Asterales; Asteraceae.